CAGAGCGUUAGCGUUUUCCCGCCGUCCCUUCCUGUCUCGCGCUUCCUCGGUUGCUGGGGUAACCGGCGUGUUUUCGUAAACGCGUCAGCUUGUGAUAUUGACUCCCAACAUGGCGGGCUGCUAGAGGAGAAGGGUCGGCUGCUAGCGUAUAGUGAAGGAGGCCGGAGUGGUGAGGUCCUCGCUCAGUCUGCGUUGGGUUGUCUUUUAUCUGCUGAGCACUUAAAGAAAUUAUGGCGACUGGAGGAGGUCCACCUGAAGAAACCAUUACUGAUCAAGAUCUACCCAAUUGGAGUCAUGAAUCCCUGGAAGAUAGGCUGAAUAAUAUGGAGUGGAGUGGACAAAAGAAAGGAAACAGAUCAUCAGAAAAAAAUAAGAAAACGUUUGGCGUGGAUUAUGAGUCCCGGCUUACAAACGAUAUUUCUCCUGGUUCCUCUCCUGGAGUCGGCCGUAGGAGGACAAGAACGCCGCAUACUUAUCCACAUACCAGAUAUAUGUCUCAGAUGUCAGUCCCAGAACAGGCAGAACUGGAGAAACUGAGGCAGAAAAUUAAUUUUGGCGAUUUGGAUCAGAGGAGCAUUGGGAGUGAUUCCCAAGGAAGAGCAACAGCAGCAAACAAUAAGAGGCAGCUUUCUGAGAACCGAAAAUCUUUCAACUUUCUUUCACUACAGCUGAACACUAACAAAGAUAAAGCUGCUUCUUCAAGUCCUCCAAAGCGAGAAACCAGUGGCCCGUCUUUACCUAAGGAAUAUUUGACUUCUCCUCUCUCUAAAGAACUUUUGCAGAAUUACCAGGCGGCUUUAGGAGAAGAUGGUCUUGAUGAACCAGCUAUUGACAGUAGUCAGGUUGUGAGUAGAUUUGCACAGUUCCACAGCUUAAUCACCAAGGGGAAAGAUGACUUUGUCAAGAAAAACAUAAGGUCUGCCACUGUUGAGCACUUAUCAAACAUAAUUGAAUAUCUAAGAGACCAGGAAAACUGUUGCCUAAAAUGUCAUCAAAAAAAGCUUGCUAGCAGAGAUGAGGAGGAUGCAUGGACUGUAGAUUCAGCUGUGGGAUCUGCAUCUGUAGCUGAGAGCACAUCACUAAACAUUGAUGUGCAGUCUGAAGGUUCAGAUACCACGGAGGUGUCUGUUAGUCGUCCACGAAUUGAAGACAAUCUAGGGAGCUCUGGGUCACAAAUGAAAUGUUCACAUCCUGACAUCAAAACCUCUCCAAAGAGUAAAAGACCGGCUAUGAAUAACAGGGAAAUGAAGUCAAGUAGCACUUGUGUUUUGCAGCCAGGAUUACAGUUUAAGCCAGUAGAUUCUCAGCAGGAGGCCAAGGAAGAACUGAAAAAUAUGAAAAAACAGCAUGCACUACUGACAAGGAUGUUACAGCAACAAGAGCAACUCAGGGCUUUAAAGGGAAGACAGGCUGCUCUCCUUGCUUUGCAGCACAAGGCUGAACAAGCUAUUGCUGUUAUGGAUGAAUCUGUUGUCACUGAGACAACAGGAAGUGUGUCUGGAUUAAGUUUAACAUCUGAGUUAAAUGAAGAGCUAAAUGACCUGAUCCAACGUUUUCACAACCAGCUGCAUGAUGUUCAGAGUCCACCAGUUCCAGAUAACAGGCGACAAGCAGAAAGCUUGUCACUUACAAGAGCAGUUUCUCAGAGCUUAAACUCUUCCAUAUCAGAAGCUGCUUCUGAAGAGAGGGGGCCACUUUUCAGUAAAGUGGGUGUAUUGUUAGAAAAGAAACAAAAAAUGGACUCUAUACUAGGUGAACUCCAUACGCUACAGGAUCACCAUUUAAAUAAUACUAUUGUAGGUUCUUCAGGUUCCCCCCAAAGGGUAAUGGAUCAAAGAAGCAUGGGUUCCACUUCCUCUGCUAACCAGGUUACUGAUAAAAGGCCAUCAAACAGUCCAGCCAGAGGAGCCGCUUGUUCUUCAGCUUCCAUGAACAACAGCGAAGAUGAGGAAAACCAAAACCCUACAGAGAAGCUUAAGAAAUUGAAAGAAGUUCGGAAGCGGCUAAAUGAGCUACGAGAUUUAGUUCGAUAUUAUGAGCAGACAUCUGAUAUGAUCACUGAUGCUGUAAAUGAGAACACUAAAGACGAGGAAGAAGAAACUGAGGAUUCAUGGUUUGAAUCUGAUCAGGAAGUGAAUCAGCCAGUAACUAACAAUAGAAAUCCGCAACGCAUGAGUAGCUGGGGACCAGUGAAUAGCAUCACUAAUUCACAGUGUGCUGUUAAUAACAGAGAUGAAAGGUCAUGUAAUACGGAUUGUGAAAUAAAUAACCGAUCUGAUGCUAAUCUUAGAAGCUUCAAUAUAUCGUCUGCAUUAGAUUGCCUUUAUAAUAGAGAUACUGAGGAGAAAAGAGAGGAUAGAAUUGAAGGGCUAGACGAUGAUGGUGCAGAUGAAGAUCCUUUGAGUGCAGCUUCUCUCUCUAGCCGGAGUAGUGUCACAGAAGAUGACCAAAAUGAUGAUGAUUUUGAAGAAAAAUUUAACAGACUAAUAGCUGCCAAACAGAAACUGAGACAACUACAGGAUCUUGUUGCAAUGUACGGUGAUGAUACAGAGUCUGAAACAACUGCUGAGAGGCCAACUGCGGCAGCCCAUUAUGAGGAGGCAAAUGCAAAUCAGCAACCAAAUAAUACCCGUCCCAGUGGUUCUAAAGCACAAAAAGAUGUUGCCCUUAAGGAACAGGCAAGAGAAAAAUUUUAUGAAACUAAGCUACAACAACAGCAGGAAGAACUAAAACAGUUACAAGAAGAAAGAAAGAAACUUAUAGAAAUUCAGGAAAAAAUUCAAACUUUACGGAAAGCGUGUCCUGACCUUCAGUUGUCCAUUGCUGGAACAUCAAGGCGAAUGCCAACAGCAGCUUCAACUCCAGAGGUUAAUGAUAUCAAUCCUGUAGUCUUACCAAGCAUGCCUGAUCCUGAAGAUUCAUCUUCUGCAGAUAAUGAAGUUUGGUCAGAGAUCCGCAGGCAUCAAAUUUUGAGAGAAGAUCUGCGACAAAGAAGGAAACAGCUUGAGUCAUUGAUGGCUGAACAUCAGAGAAGACAAGGAAUCGCCGAAACUACUUCUGCUGGUUCUUUAAGAAGUGAUGACUCUGAGGCACAUAGUCUUCAGCACCAAAGCAGAACUGAAAAAACGAUGGCAACAUGGGGUGGAUCCACACAGUGUGCUCUUGAUGAUGAGGAUGAAGACAGCAUUUCAGAAGUAAAUCAGGCUGAAGAAGAAGAGGAGGAGGAGGAAGAAGAGCAGGAAAACACAUUCCGAGAAAAUGCCCCAUAUCCCCCAAGCAGCAUAAAUCAGAGUGCUUUUAGUGGAAAGACCAAUAAACAUGGGUGGAAAAACAAACGUUCAUAUUCUAUUGACGGCAAUUACCGUCCUUCUCCAAAGACAAGACAGCAACAAAAUAUUAGCAUGAGGAGACAAGAAAAUGUUCAGUGGGUAUCAGAACUUUCCCAGGUGGAAGAGAAAGAACAUUGGCAGGAACAGAUAAACCAGCUGAAAAAACAAAUUGAGUUCAGCACAAAUAUAUGCCAGACUUUGAUGAGAGACCAACAGUCCCUUUCCUACCUCUUGCAAAGUUUAUUCACAAAUCCAUACAAUGUGAUGCCAAGUAGCAUGGGAACUCCUCAAGUCCACCUCAUAAUGCACCAGCUAAAUCAGUGCUAUACUCAGCUUAACUGGCAACAAAACAAUGUUCUCAGGCUGAAGCAGAUGCUGAAUGAUAUGUGUCAACAGCAGGAACACAUUCACCAAAGCAGCCAACAAAGACAAGAGAGAGCCAGUAGUGUACCACCUCCUUCGUCCCCUAAUAUGUUUAAUAAUUUCAGUUUCCUCCCACCUCCCAUGAAUGUGUUUAACAUACCUCCAUUUGGAAACUUUCCUAACAUGAUGCCAGGUGUGAAUUUUAAUUCAGUCUUUCAACCCGGUAUUGGAGACUUAACUCGUAAUUCUGCUUCUCAGCCUGAUAUACCACUCCAGCCUCAUGAUCCAAACACUUCAGGCAAAACGGAGUACAUGGCUUUUCCAAAACCUUUUGAAAGUAAUUCGUCCAGUACAGCAGAUAAGCAAAGAACUUCUCCUAAAGCAGCUGAUGAAGGAGAACACAGCAGAGGUCACAGAUUAGAAAACCAAAAUGAAGAUAAAGUUAAAACAUCUCCUUUCAUGGACCCAGGACUUUCAGUCUUUGGAAACUCUGUAAAGCAAAUGCGACAGUACGAUGAAGAGUCAGUGGAGAGUUUGAGCAGUAUGCCUGAUCCAGGAGAUCCCACAACAGUUACUAAAACAUAUAAAUCCCGAAAAGCAUCAGCCCAAGCGAGCCUAGCAUCCAAGGACAAAACUCCAAAGACAAAGAAUAAGAAAAGAAAAAUUUUCCACCAUAAAAGUAAAGGAUUGAAGAACCGUGUUACAGAUCUAAAAAGUGGAAGUGCCUCCAGUGCUGCUAAACUUAUGGAAAGCAGCAACAAACAUGCACAGACUGAGGAAGUGACUGAAGCAAAUCCCAGUUGUGAUCACAUAGAACGACUAAGGAAGGACAAUAAAACUGCUGAUAUUUCUUCAGAGGCAGGAAGUGACUUUUCAAUGUUUGAAGCGUUGCGGGAUACCAUUUACUCAGAAGUGGCUACACUGAUUUCACAAAAUGAAAGCCGUCCACACUUUCUUAUUGAGCUCUUUCAUGAACUACAACUUUUGAAUACAGAUUAUCUAAGACAAAAAGCACUAUUUGCUCUACAGGAUAUUGUGACCAGAUGUGUCACAGACGCUACAGACAUGAAACUUGACAAUACCAAGCCUGUGGAGUCUAUUGGGUGGAUGGCAUCCAACUCUGAGCUUACACCAAGUGAAAGCCUGGCUACAACAGAUGAUGAAAUGUUUACAAAAAAUUCAACUGGUCCAGCUUUCAAUGAAGGUGAACAAAAUGAUGGGGAUAAUUUAAGCAAUUUAUCAACCUCUUCCAAUUUUGAGCCAUUUGCUACUGAUGAUCUUGGUAACACAGUGAUUCAUUUAGAUCAAGCACUGGCAAGAAUGAGAGAAUAUGAGCGCAUGAAACUUGAGAGUGAAAAUAAUUUAGCUGCUGAUUCUUGCAAUAACCUUAACAAUGCUGCCACUAACUUAGAAGGCUCCGAUGAGGGAGGCCACAGCAGAUUGUUCAAUGAAGAUGGAUCUGGAGUUCCUUGCCCACGUAUCGAUACUCAGCAGCUUGACCGACAAAUAAAGGCGAUUAUGAAAGAAGUAAUUCCCUUUUUAAAGACACAUCUGCAGGGGAGCCUGGAGAAACAACAGGAACACAUGGAAGAAGUGUGCUCUCCUCAUCUCCUGACUUCUAUCAGGCGAAUGGUUCUGACUUUAACGCAGCAGAAUGAUGAGAGCAAAGAAUUUGUGAAAUUCUUUCACAAACAGCUAGGCAGCAUCUUACAGGAUUCAUUGGCAAAGUUUAGUAAUAAAAAACUGAAGGAUUGUGGAGAAGAUCUUCUUGUUGAAAUUUCAGAAGUGUUGUUCAAUGAAUUGGCCUUUUUUAGGCUGAUGCAAGACCUGGACAAUACUAGCAGCUCAGUGCAGAGCAGAAGCCAACAAAAUGCUGAUGCUGAUGUUUUGCAGUCUUUCUCAAAAGAGGCAAAGAAAAUUUUUGUGUCUGAAGAAAACACUGAAACUGGAGAGAUUGAUGAUGAAGACAAGGACAAAGAUGAAACUGAGACAUUACCAAAAACGCAGACGAAAAAUAUUGAUGUUUCUGAAGCUCACAGUGGAAGGUCUGACAUUUCAGAGGAGGAAGAUGGAAAUGACAUGCCUGUGUCUAUUAGCUUAUCUAAAGCAGAAACACAAGCUUUAACAAACUAUGGCAGUGGUGAAGAUGAAAAUGAAGAGGAGGAGGAGAAUUACGAGUUUGAGGCAGGACCUGUGGAUGUACAGACAUCACUGGAAGCCAACAAUGAAAAUACAGAGGAACAUGAAAAGGAGGCAGUUUUGAACAAUAGUCCCAAGGAAAUGGCAAAUGAACAUACUGAGAUGCUAAAGCAGGAAACAGGAAAUGACCAGACUUCAGAGGAAGACCAGAAAAGCUUAUCGGCAGACGUUUUAUCCCUCAAUACAUCUACUCCACUGUUACUGAAUAAGGAGAGUGAAAUGUCUUCAUCUGUAGAUGUGGAUACCAAGUCAUCACUGGCAUCAGCAGAAAGCUCAGGACCUGGCAGUCCAGCAACCGAUUCCCCUGUCCUGGUUAAUGAAUAUCAGGAAACUGGUUCUGGAAAUUUGAGUCAGAAAUCUGAUGAAGAUGACUUUGUGAAAGUUGAGGAUUUGCCUCUUAAACUAACCUUACCUAAGACAGAACUAAUGGCUGAGAUGGAGAAGGAGGAGCUGAAAAACAAUUUAUGUGAUGAGAUACUGAAUUUAAAUGGGCAAGAAAAUGGUGCAGAUGAUUUGGCAGGAGAUGCAUUGUUGCUGAAAGAGCCUGAUAGUUUUGGAUCCAGUUCGGCUUGAAAUGCACUGACCUUUAUUAUGCAGACCUUAAGAAAAUUAAACAUCUGCACUAUUCCUUCCAUGUUUGAAAGUUUAUAAAAAAUAUUGUCUUAGAACACAGUCAUUCAAGAUCAGCAGCGUUAACAAAAAGGAACCCUGCGUUCAUCUAAAAGUCCAAGCACUGUUCUUUUUCCAUGUCCCAAUUUCUGUCUUUGUAUGGUUUUCUUUUUGUAAAUUCGGAAUUGUUUGAAGUUCUAAAUAAAGUUUUGACUUAUCUGUA
Messenger RNA from Hyla sarda, 6723 nucleotides. RefSeq names its product pericentriolar material 1 (gene PCM1). The coding region runs from base 231 to 6464 and encodes 2077 amino acids. The transcript is spliced from 41 exons. The record is from RefSeq and is a predicted model, not a curated record. Gene Ontology annotation, cellular component: ciliary basal body; centriole; centriolar satellite. Gene Ontology annotation, biological process: centrosome cycle; microtubule anchoring at centrosome; cilium assembly. NCBI's taxonomy places the organism in Eukaryota, Metazoa, Chordata, Amphibia, Anura, Hylidae.